AUGGACGACAGUGGGGUGAUUGCGGGGGGCCAAGAAGACCUCCAACGUGUCCAUGUGGGCAAGAUCUUGGCACAGGCGGACGCCUCUCCAGCACUGAGGCCCUGGAGAGAUGAGUGCCAGACAGGCUGCGAUGGGGCCAGGCUCUUCACCAGCUUCCCCCAGACCAAGACCUACUUCCCGCACUUCGACCUGCACCCCGGCUCUGCGCAUCUGCACGCGCACGGCUCCAAGGUGGUGGCCGCCGUGGACGACGCGGUCAAGAACAUCGACAACAUCGCCCGUAGGGCAGAGGCGGGGCCACAGUGCGACCAGGGCAGUCUCCUGUCCCACUGUCUGCUGGUCACGGUGGCCUCGCACUUCCCCGCGGACUUCACGGCCGACGCCCACGCCGCUUGGGACAAGUUCCUGUCCGUCGUGUCCAGCGUCCUGACCGAGAAGUACCGCUGA
Artibeus jamaicensis (Jamaican fruit-eating bat) is the source of this 447-nucleotide messenger RNA. RefSeq names its product hemoglobin subunit zeta-like. Gene Ontology annotation, molecular function: heme binding; peroxidase activity; oxygen carrier activity. Gene Ontology annotation, biological process: hydrogen peroxide catabolic process. The record is from RefSeq and is a predicted model, not a curated record. Lineage: Eukaryota; Metazoa; Chordata; Mammalia; Chiroptera; Phyllostomidae. The transcript has 4 exons. Gene Ontology annotation, cellular component: hemoglobin complex; blood microparticle; haptoglobin-hemoglobin complex. The coding region runs from base 1 to 447 and encodes 148 amino acids.